UCAAAUAAAAAAUGUGGCGGGUAGUCCGGUAGAUUUUUAGAGGGGAAAAAAGAGAGCAUAAAAUCUACAAAUGCAAAAACCCUAGGGUUUAUGAUUCAGACCGUUUGAAUUGAAAGCAUUUCUAUCCAUCUUCCAGCUGUGGGGAAGAUGUCUCACAACAAAAUUUUUUCUAUGGCCUCUGUUUUCAGUUCACUAUCAGAAAGCUUCCGUAGAGUGCCUCCAAUGGCAGUUCCAGCUAUUUUGGAUUGCCUUUUUGCUUCUACUGGGUUAUCCUCAUCUGAGCUUUUCGACUCGCUUCUUGAAACUUUCCCCAAAACCAUUGAUGAUGCUACCACGAAGGAGGGAAAGCUUGAUGCUGAUCAAUGUAAUUACAUCACAUCUUUGGUCUGCGCCCUGUGCCACAUACUAAAAAAAGAUGGUGCCGAUCCUACUGCUUUGAAGUCAUUCAUAUGGAAAAGUUUCGUUCCUUUGAUAAAUAAGACAGCUACAUUGAAUCGGGAAAUGCUAAACCAGGUUUCUGAAUCAUUCAUUGAUGUUGUAACUGAGACGAACUCAUGGCCAAUUGUUGAAGCAACCCUAAUUCCAUUUUGUAUAAGUUCGGCUCUUUAUUCCACGAGUGUGCUGCAACAUGUUGAGUUGGACACCUUUGAGGUUGACAGACGUUCUUUCAUUUUGGGCUCAAAUGUCCCCGUGCACGAACCUAGAAUGGAUAAUCAGACGAUGAAAGACUAUGGAUUCCUUCAAUUACCAUUAGCAUGCCAUGUUUUAGCUAUAAUGUUAGAUGCCGUCCUUUGUAAUAGACAAGUACCACAAACAUCCGACAAAGUGGUGUCAAAUGGGUACCAAAAAGCUGAAGAGUUUACUGUUAAACUAAUUUGGGAUAUUUGUAAUUUAUCUGAACAAAUGCUCUUACAAAGCUCAGACCAUCGAUCCUGUGCCAUUUGCCAUCUUCUUCCAGUAAUCUUUGAAGCACUUAUUUCUCACCAUUCUUUAGAGAUCUCCAUUCAAGGUCAUGCAUGUAAUCUUUCCAGGAGCUGUUUCCUCAUGAAAAUAUGGAAAUGUUGCAAAAAACUAUUUUCAUUUGGAACUUUGGAGAGAAGAGAUGCCUAUAGGAUUUUGUCUCUUUAUUUUUGUUUUUUCCCUCACAAUGAAGAGCUUGGAGGUGCUGGAAUGUGUGAUGAUGGAGAAGAAUUUGACAUAAAGGCUGAUAAAAUUUUUUGGGAUGAAAUUAAAAGAGGCUUGGUGGAUAAGGAGAGCUCGGUGAGGAAGCAAUCCCUACAUAUAUUGAAGAAAGCACUAUCUAAAAAUGGAAGAGGCAGCCCAACUACGGUUUCAAAAACUAUUUCAAGUGGAAAAGAUAGUAAUGUUCAAGGAAUUACCAAAAGGGAAAGAUGGGCCAAUAAGGAAGCAAAAUCACUGGGUGUUGGGCAAAUUUGCAGCCAAAAUAAAAUUGCUACAAAUAGCCGGCAGCAAAAGUGGGAAGCAUUCAUACUUCUUUAUGAAAUGCUCGAAGAAUAUGGUUCACACUUGGUUGAAGCUGCUUGGAGUCACCAGAUAUCCUUGUUACUACAACAUCCGACCUCUACGGAAUUUGACAGCUUCAGUAGUGGCGUUCAUCAGAACCAAAUUGAAAUGUCUGGUGAAAUCUAUAGUUGGUUAUCAAUUUUGUGGGUUCGGGGAUUCCACCAUGAUAAUCCUCUAGUUAGAUGCUUGAUCAUGCAGUUCUUCUUAACCAUUGAGUGGAGGGAUAAAGUUCCUUGUUUAAAGUCAUUGCCAGAAACUUUUAUUAUUGGGCCUUUCAUUGAAGCACUCAACGAUCCUGUGCAGCACAAAGAUUUUGGUUUAAAAGGAAUUUACUCAUCCAAGACAGUUGAAGGUGCAGCUCGUUUUGUAUGCCAAUAUACAAAUAUUCUUGAUGCAAGGACAAGAGUGGUGUUUUUGCAUCAACUGACAUCUUUGGCCAGGAAGAAAUCAUUUGGUCGAGUUGGGUUGAUCAGCCUAUCUGAAUGCAUUGCUUCAGCUGCUUCAAUAGUUGGGUUUGACUACAAUAUUGAAGGAGAGUGCUUUAAUGGUUCUUCACUGUCAUCCCAGGAGGAUUUGAUACCUUAUUCUCUGGAGUGCAAACUGGAAUUGCUGGAUGAUCUGAGAUUUGUGGUCGAGAGCAGUAAACAACAUUUCAAUCCUAGUUAUCGCCUUCAAGUUUGUGCCAAAGCUCUGGAGGCUGCUGCUUCGGUCUUGUGUACAUCAAACUUGGCUCUUGAGGUUGUUCUGCAUUUUGUUUCAGCACUACCACGAGAGGCUACUGACUAUGGAGGUUGCUUAAGGAGGAAAAUGCAAAAUUGGCUCUUAGGGUGUGGUAAGAAGUGCUGCAGUACAGAGACAAAGUUUAUGAAGAGCCUUAUUGAGUUCCCUAAAAGAUUUGUGACCCAUAAUCAUUCAUCCGAUGCUUCUGUUACUUACGAUGAUGAAGAAUUGGAAGCAUGGGAAUGUGAGGCAAAACGAUGGGCAAGAGUGGUUUUUCUUGCAGUCAAGAAGGAACAUCAUUUAAAAUCUAUACUAACGUUUAUCCACAACUAUGGCUUAAAUAUCUGCAAACAAAAGGGUGAUUUAGAAGGUAUACGUGUGAAGUUCCUAAUACUUAUCAUGACUUUGGUUCAAGAACUUCAAUUAGUUCAACAGCAAAUUGGUCACUGCGACUACAAAAGUGAAUUCGAUGACCUUACUAUGUCUCAGCCAAGUGACAAUUUGAGCUAUGCAGAACCAACUAUUUUUAGCCAAAAAAUAGUCAACCUUCUUCCAUCACUACAGGUAGAAUUGGUUUCUUUUGCUACCAUGUCUUGUUCCAUAUUCUGGUCCAACGUCAAGUCAGAUGAGACAACAUUACCAGGUUCUGUGAAAGGGAAACUUGGGGGUCCCAGUCAACGCCGGUUGCCAUCCUCCGUUGCUACUUUGGUUUUGCUAGCUGUAACAUCAACGAAGGCUGUAGCAUCUAUCAUGUCAUGCUGCAGACAGUUUCAAAUCCUUUGUUCAAGUAAUUCUGGUGUUGAAUUUUUACUGACGUUUUUGUUGAAGACCGUUUCAUCUCCAGUUUAUCACUCAGAGAGUGGAGCAGAAAUAUGUCUUGCAACAUAUGAAGCGCUAGCCUCUGUUCUCCAAGUGCUCGUGUCAGAGUUUUCUUCUGAAGCCCUAAGAUUUGUGCAGGAUGAGAGUACAAUCCAUCAUCCAAGAGUAGAAGGAAGGCCACUGUUGGACUCUCUUAUUCUAACUUUUCAUCAACAUGUAAAUGGUAUACUUGAUGCAGGAGUUUUAGUUCGAACAAGAAGGGCAGUUCUACUAAAGUGGAAGUGGCAUUGCCUAGAGUCUCUUUUAUCAAUUCCCUAUUGCGCUCUUCAAAAUGGAAUCAGUUUAGAGGAUAAUAAUGCUUUUUUAUCAGAGGCAACUCUUCUACAGAUAUUCAAUGAUCUUGUUGAGAGCCUCGAGAAUGCUGGAGAAAGCUCUGUUUUACCCAUGCUGAGACUGGUUAGACUGAUCUUGUGUCUAUUUUACAAGGGAAACUCUGGUCUGCUUGUUACAUCGUGUAAUGGUGUGAAUUCAGAGAUGAUGUGGCGGUUGGUGCAUUCCUCUUGGAUAUUGCAUGUCAGCUGCAACAAGCGAAGGGUUGCCCAUAUUGCUGUGCUUCUGUCUUCUGUUCUUCAUUCUUCUGCGUUUUCUGAAAUCAAUAUGCAUUUAAGUGAUGGUGGACCGGGACCCCUGAAAUGGUUUAUAGAAAAAAUUCUUGAAGAAGGCACCAAAAGUCCUCGAACAUUUCGUCUGGCUGCAUUACAUUUGACUGGCAUGUGGCUCAGUCAUCCAUGGACCAUAAAGUAUUAUCUUAAAGAACUGAAACUGCUAUCACUAUAUGGUUCCAUUGCUUUUGAUGAAGAUUUCGAAGCGGAAUUAACUGAUCAUGAUACACAGACUGAAGUAUCAUUAUUGGCAGAAAGUCCAGACCCUGAGCUCACUGAAGUGUUUAUCAACACAGAACUGUAUGCACGUGUGUCAGUUGCUACUCUGUUUCAUAAACUUGCUGACUUGGCUAUGGUGGAAUUGUCUAAUGAAUAUGGGAGUUGCUAUGAUGCUGUGGAAUCUGGAAGAUUGUUUCUGCUUGAGCUCCUUGAUUCUGUGGUAAACAGCAACGACCUUGCAAAGGAAUUGUAUAAGAAGCACAGUGCUAUUCAUAGACGCAAAAUACGUGCUUGGCAAAUGAUGUGUAUUCUAUCCAGGUUUGUCUGCGAAGAUAUAAUUCAGCAAGUUACUAAUAGCUUGCACGUCUGCCUCUCUAAAAAUAACCUACCUUCAGUCCGCCAAUACUUGGAAACAUUUGCAAUCAGCAUUUACUUGAAGUUUCCAACACUGGUUAAGGAGCAAUUGGUUCCUAUACUACAAGAUUACAAUAUGAAACCUCAGGUACUCUCUUCUUAUGUAUUUAUUGCAACAAAUGUAAUCCUCCAUGCAAAUGAAGACGUACAGUCCAGCCAUUUGGAUGAGUUGCUUCCUUCUCUUGUUCCACAAUUAACCUCUCAUCACCACAGUUUACGAGGUUUUACUCAGUUGUUGGUGUACCAUGUUCUUUGUAAAUUUUUUCCAGCAAUGAAAUUCAGACCCACUGGGUACAUGCCUUUAGAGAAAAGAUGUUUUGAAGAUUUGAAAUCAUACCUUGAGAAAAAUCCUGAUUGUGUCAGAUUACGGGCAUCAAUGGAAGGAUAUCUUCAUGCCUACAAUCCUGUAUCAUCUGUGACACCAUCUGGAAUUUUCUCUAGCAGAGUUAAGGAUGUCAGAGAAGAUCUUCGAUGUUCAAUGGCAAAUGAUUUGACAGCUAUUAAAAAUGAGAGCUUUAAAACCAAUGAAGGUCACAACCUUAUCGGCAUAUCAUCUGACAUAAAUGAAGAAAAUUCUACUUCCAAACUGCCUGUGGCAACUUCUUUGGAUUUUCAGAAAAAGGUUACUCUCUCAAAACAUGAGAAGAAAGACACCGAGACUAGUUCCUACUUGGGCAGCAAAGAAGCUUACAAGUUCCUUCAUGAAUUGGAGGGAGAGGAUCAGCUUCUUAACCAACUACUGCAUUCCAGAAGUUUGUCGAUGGAAAAUUUAAGAACAAAUCGACAAGACAUUAUCCUUGUAGCAUCUCUGCUUGAUCGCAUACCGAAUUUGGCUGGUUUGGCUAGGACUUGUGAGGUUUUUAAGGCUUCAGGAUUGGCUAUUGCAGACUUGAAUGUUCUAAAUGACAAACAGUUUCAACUCAUCAGUGUUACAGCAGAGAAGUGGGUCCCAAUUGUUGAGGUCCCGGUGAACAGUAUGAAGCUUUUCCUAGAGAAAAAGAAACGAGAAGGCUUCUCUAUUUUGGGUUUGGAACAAACUGCUAACAGUGUACCUCUUGAUCAGUAUGCAUUUCCUAAGAAGACAGUAUUGGUCCUUGGACGUGAAAAGGAGGGUAUACCCGUUGAUAUAAUCCAUAUACUUGAUGCAUGUGUUGAGAUUCCUCAGUUGGGAGUUGUCAGAUCUCUUAAUGUUCAUGUUAGUGGUGCUAUUGCACUCUGGGAGUAUACUCGACAACAGAGACACUAGUAAGCCGCCAUCAUUUUCAUGAUUUUACCCAUUACUUUUGGUGGGAAGUUUCAAACAUCAAGGUAUACUUGCUAAAUUUUCAGGUUGAGUAACUUAUCAUCUUGGACAACUGUCAAAUCGUGGUUAUGUAAAGAAAUUAGAAAUGGAUUUCAUAUGCGAAGGACGGUGGAACUGUAAACAAGUGAAUCAUAAUUUGUAUGAAAGAGUCGAUGUAUUGUUGUCAAAUUACAUGUUCACUUGUAGAAAUUUUGUAAGCAUCAGUUCCAUUAUUUUUCUUACGGCAAUUCAUUUAUCUUAAUCUCAUUCUCAGUUGUAGCCUGAGCUGCUGCCACAUCUUCAUUAUUGAGUUUGAAAGUUGUACUUCUUGCCAUGGGAACAUGCAACGCCAAUCUUUUUAUGUCCCGUCUCUUUUGAGAGAAGAUCUAAAAUGAUAUUAGCUGAAUUGUUUAGGAUUGAACACAGAACUCUGAUAAAUGGAUCUUUUUUGAAACAUGAA
Molecule: messenger RNA, 6100 nt
Organism: Cucumis sativus (cucumber)
Lineage: Eukaryota; Viridiplantae; Streptophyta; Magnoliopsida; Cucurbitales; Cucurbitaceae
Exons: 34
Coding region: 148-5604 (1818 amino acids)
Biological process (GO): tRNA methylation
Molecular function (GO): tRNA (guanine) methyltransferase activity; RNA binding
Source: RefSeq, a predicted model, not a curated record